AUGACGAUUUGUCCAAUGGGAGAGGUGGCUUGGAUCAUAUCAUCAAUAAUGUUCUUUAUCGUCUCCUUUGCUUGCUCUAUUAAUGGAGGUUGUCUGAUUGGAGAGGAAUGUGCGUCAGACAAAGACUGCGGCGCUGGACUGUAUUGCUUUUCUUGCGCGCUUGGCCCUUCAAGAUGUGUGAGAUCAAUUUACACAGACCAAUUCAAGCUCCUGAACAACUCGUUACCAUUCAACAAAUACGCUUUCUUAACAACUCACAACUCUUUUGCCAUUCGCGGAGAGCCUCCCCACACUGGAAUUCCCCGAGUCACAAUUACUAAUCAAGAAGACACUGUAACCCAACAAUUAACCAACGGUGUUCGAGCUUUAAUGUUGGACACUUACGACUUCAAAGGAGAUGUCUGGUUGUGCCAUUCUUUUCAAGGAAAAUGCCAUGAUUUUACUGCUUUUGAACCUGCUAUAGACACUUUGAAAGAAGUAGAGGCUUUCUUGGCAGCAAAUCCAUCAGAAAUUGUGACAUUAAUCCUAGAGGAUUAUGUUAAAACCCCAAAUGGGUUGACCAAAGUUUUCAAGGAUUCGGGGUUGAUGAAGUACUGGUUUCCUGUUUCCAAAAUGCCUCAAAAUGGUGAAGACUGGCCUCUUGUCAAAGACAUGAUUGCAAAUAAUCACCGCCUCAUCGUCUUCACCUCAGCUCGUGCCAAGCAACAAACCGAGGGAAUCGCUUACCAGUGGAAUUACAUGGUUGAAAAUCACUAUGGGUCUCAAGGAGAGGAAUCGGGGAGUUGCAGUAACCGGGAAGAAUCAGCGGGAUUGAACGACAAGAGCAAAUCACUGGUGCUGGUAAAUCACUUCAAAACAAUUCCAGUAAAGGAGUUGAGUUGUAUAGACAAUUCAGAAGACCUUAAUGAUAUGCUCAAAACUUGUUUUGCUGCUGCGGGCAACAGAUGGGCUAAUUUUGUAGCUGUGGAUUAUUACAAGAGAAGUGAUGGAGGAGGAGCAUUUCGAGCUUUGGAUAUGCUGAACGGUCAGCUGCAAUGCGGCCGCGAUGAUGUACAUGACUGUGUGCUGGGAUCAUCAGAGAAAUGCUCUCCAUAACAAUGAUAUCAAUAUACAUAUAUAUAUAUAUAUAUGCCAGCAUGAUGUAUGAACUGGGUUAAGUCCAAUAUGAUAAUGCAAGUUCCAAAUUCUUAUAAUUGAAA
This is a messenger RNA of Carica papaya (papaya), 1199 nucleotides long. RefSeq names its product PLC-like phosphodiesterases superfamily protein. Lineage: Eukaryota; Viridiplantae; Streptophyta; Magnoliopsida; Brassicales; Caricaceae. Gene Ontology annotation, biological process: lipid metabolic process. Gene Ontology annotation, molecular function: phosphoric diester hydrolase activity. The record is from RefSeq and is a predicted model, not a curated record.